Molecule: messenger RNA, 1005 nt
Organism: Lipotes vexillifer (Yangtze River dolphin)
Lineage: Eukaryota; Metazoa; Chordata; Mammalia; Artiodactyla; Lipotidae
Product: C-X-C chemokine receptor type 2-like
Exons: 2
Coding region: 1-1005 (334 amino acids)
Biological process (GO): neutrophil chemotaxis; immune response; positive regulation of cytosolic calcium ion concentration
Cellular component (GO): external side of plasma membrane; membrane
Molecular function (GO): C-C chemokine binding; C-X-C chemokine receptor activity; C-C chemokine receptor activity
Source: RefSeq, a predicted model, not a curated record
AUGACUAUCAUCCUGAAUGAUUUAUUUAAUUACACUGAUUUGUGGCAGUUGUUUGAGGAUGAGUUUGCAAAUUUCACUGGCACGCCACCCACAGAAGAACGUCAUUAUAGUCCCUGUAAGAUGGACACUGAGACGCUCAACAAGUAUGCCGUGGUCGUCAUCUAUGCCCUGGUCUUCCUGCUGAUGAACCUGGCCAUGGCUGACCUGCUCUUUGCCCUGACCUUGCCUAUCUGGGCCACCUCCAAGGCAAAGGGCUGGAUCUUUGGCACAGCCCUGUGCAAGGUGGUCUCACUCCUGAAGGAAGUCAACUUCUACAGUGGUAUCCUACUGCUGGCCUGCAUCAGCGUGGACCGCUACCUGGCCAUUGUCCAUGCCACACGCACGCUCACCCAGAAGCGGCACUGGGUCAGGUUCAUAUGUUUAGGCAUCUGGGUCCUGUCCUUGAUCCUGGCCCUGCCCAUCUUCGUCUUCCGUGAGGCUUAUCAACCACCCUAUUCCAGCCCAGUCUGCUACGAGGACAUGGGUGCCAAUACAACGAAGUGGCGGAUGGUGAUGCGGGUCCUGCCCCAGUCUUUUGGCUUCCUCCUGCCCCUGCUGGUCAUGCUCAUCUGCUACGGACUCACCCUGCGCACGCUCUUUGCAGCCCACAUGGGGCAGAAGCACCGGGCCAUGCGGGUCAUCUUUGCUGUCGUGCUCGUCUUCCUGCUCUGCUGGCUGCCCUACAACCUGGUCCUGGUUGCAGACACCCUGAUGAGGGUCCGGGUGAUCGCGGAGACCUGUGAGCGCCGCAAUGACAUCGGCCGGGCCCUGGAUGCCACCGAGAUCCUGGGCUUCCUCCACAGCUGCCUCAAUCCUCUCAUCUACGUCUUCAUUGGCCAGAAGUUUCGCCACGGACUCCUCAGGAUCAUGGCCAUCCACGGCCUGGUCAGCAAGGAGUUCUUGGUCAAGGACAGCAGGCCUUCCUUCGUCGGCUCUUCUUCAGGGAACACCUCUACUACCCUCUGA